AUGUCCCGCGAGUCCGCCCUCGCCAUUCUUAAUAUGUUUGACUAUGGCGUGGCGUAUAUCAUUGAUGGUGUUGAUAUCGACCGACCACGCAACGCCCUAACACUUACGCAAGCCCUUCACCAGCACUUCGGCUCAUUUAAUGUGUACUUUGAUCCUGUACCGGGCAAAUACAACACAUACCGGAUCCAGUCGUUUCUCCCUCCGCGAUUAAACCUCACACACGGUUUACCUGUGGACCGGGCGCUCUUCGUUACGAACAGUCACACGAUCGACCCUCCGUCGCCACGCCUUCUUGCUGUGCACCGGGCGAUUGCAUACAUCCUGCAUUUGUCAGGCGCGGGAGACUACAUUGAUGCCAUACUACGCGACAUGGACAAUAGCAUGGUGCGGGCAGACGGGUCUUCGGAGCUGGGCCGGAUGGUAUCUCUGGUCUUGGGGGGAUGGCUCGAAGGCGCAGUUUAUUCCUGA
Messenger RNA from Sporothrix brasiliensis 5110, 468 nucleotides. RefSeq lists its product as uncharacterized. Lineage: Eukaryota; Fungi; Ascomycota; Sordariomycetes; Ophiostomatales; Ophiostomataceae. The record is from RefSeq and is a predicted model, not a curated record. The coding region runs from base 1 to 468 and encodes 155 amino acids. The transcript has a single exon.